AUGCAAGUGUUUAUAGUUCUAGCUACUUUGCUCUUAGCAGCAAAUGCACUUCCGAUUGAGGAACGCAUCAAUGGAGAAAAUGGUUGGCUUGUCCCUCAAGAAGACGGUGGUUUCCAGUGGAUGGACUUGCAAGAGGCUGAGGAUCUCCUCGAAAACAGCAAACCCAUCGAAGGUCGUUCCAAUGACGUUACCUUCUACCUGUACACCAAGCACAAUCCCACCGAGGGCAAGGAGAUCAGAGCCGAAAGGGCCUCGAUCGAUGACUCCCACUUCGACAAGAACCAUGGCACUCGCUUUGUGAUCCAUGGCUGGAAGGGACGCUACACUGAUGCCAUGAACAAGCAGAUCACCAAGGCCUGGCUCUCCCGGGGAGACUUUAACGUAAUCGUGGUCAACUGGGCCCGUGCCAUUUCCGUGGAGUAUGCCUCAUCCGUGAUGGCCGUUCCCGGAGCUGGAAUCAAGGUGGGCGAGAUGAUCGAUUACCUCCAUGAGCACCACGAGAUGUCGUUGGACAGCCUCCAGGUGAUUGGCCACAGCCUGGGAGCCCAUGUGGCUGGUUAUGCCGGUAAAAAGGUGGGCGACCGGAGGAUUCACACCAUUGUGGGCCUGGAUCCCGCUAUGCCUCUCUUCAGCUACGACAAACCCAGCAAGCGUCUCUCCACCGAAGACGCCUUUUAUGUGGAGUCCAUUCAGACCAACGGCGGCAAACUGGGCUUCCUCAAGCCAAUCGGCAAGGGUUCCUUUUACCCGAAUGGUGGCAAGAAGCAGCCGGGCUGUGGGGUGGAUGUCACGGGAUCCUGCUCCCACCAGCGAUCUGUCACCUACUAUGUGGAGGCCGUCACCAAGGAUAACUUUGGGAGCAUCAAGUGCGAGGACUACGAGCGGGCAGUGGCCAAGGAGUGCGGCUCCAACUACAGCAGCGUCCGCAUGGGUGCCGAUACCAAUGCAUACAUGGUCGGGGGCGACUUUUACGUGCCCGUGAACUCGAAGGCUCCCUUCGGCAAGAUUGAAUAG
This is a messenger RNA of Drosophila kikkawai, 1014 nucleotides long. RefSeq names its product phospholipase A1 VesT1.02-like. Gene Ontology annotation, molecular function: lipase activity. Gene Ontology annotation, biological process: lipid catabolic process. The record is from RefSeq and is a predicted model, not a curated record. NCBI's taxonomy places the organism in Eukaryota, Metazoa, Arthropoda, Insecta, Diptera, Drosophilidae.